AUUGUUCAAUAAAAUGCCAAAAGAAGCUCUGAUAAUUCUCAUUACCCUUUCUAUCGCUCUGCCUAGUUUUUCCUUCAUUUGCCUCACUCUUGUUCUUCCCUCUCCAAAUCAUCACACAAAAAUAAUCAGGAAUUAAGAGAGGGAAGAACGUUAACAACAAAAUAUAAAGAAGUGAAUAUAUAUUUGUUAUAUUUCACAAUAAUCAAAGAGAAGAGGGAAGUUAAGGGAGGAAAUCAAAACUCUAAAAUGUCGGUUUCGAGGCUUUUUUUCGGAGUUCUUACAAUCGUAUCGAUAGUUUUCUCCAUUUUGUUGCCAAUGGCACAGGCUCAAUCCACAGCUCCUGCUCCGGCUCCGAUAAGCGACGGAACAACAAUAGACCAAGGAAUAGCAUGUGUUCUCAUGUUGGUGGCUUUGGUCCUCACUUAUCUUAUCCAUUAAUCCUUUUUUGUCAUUUUGAUGGUCUCUAUUUACUUUAAUUAUAAGUUUUCAUUUUGAUUAUAAUUGAAUAGAGACCAGAAACGUUUGUAUGUGGUAGAGAGUUUGAAGAGGGCUUUCUAAAUUUUUGGAGUGAUACAAUUUUGAAGUUCAUUUGUAUAAUUAAGUCGAUGUGAGUUUAAACUGCUGGAAAUACAUUUCAUCGAUUUACAUCUUUCUUCA
This is a messenger RNA of Eutrema salsugineum, 657 nucleotides long. Its product is annotated as arabinogalactan peptide 20. NCBI's taxonomy places the organism in Eukaryota, Viridiplantae, Streptophyta, Magnoliopsida, Brassicales, Brassicaceae. Bases 247 to 438 code for a protein of 63 amino acids. The transcript is spliced from 2 exons. The record is from RefSeq and is a predicted model, not a curated record.